AUGGCUACCUCACACGUCCUCGUGUGCCUGCCGGACGGAUCCAUCCGUCUCUUCGACGAGCCGCUCCUCAUAGCGCGCGACGUGCUUCGCGAUUUCCCGCACCACGACCUCUUUCUCUCGCCCACACCACUGGGCGACGAUCGCGGCCGCGUCUACGACUGCGAAAGCGUCUGCGACGACGACGACGCUCGUAGCACCGUCUCCUCCGCCGCUGGCGACGGCGGCACCAUCACGAAAUCCACAUCAGCUUCCGAAGCGCGGCGCUUCGACCCCGUGAACCCGCACCGCUGCUUAAAAUCCGGAUCCAUGUACUACCUCAUGCCGCGCCGCGAGUUCGCGUGGAAGUGCCAGCUCCAAGAGGCAGAGGCGGCGGAAGCGGCGGCGGCGAGGAUGACAACGAAGAAAGCCCAUCAGACGGGUCUGGACCAGGACAACAUAUCGAAGUUCGAGAAUAACAAAAACGAUCACGGUAAUAGUAACGGCUGCCGUCAUCUCGCGGCGCGGGAGACAUCGCCCGUGUCUCCCGCGCCGUCGCACACAUCGUCGAGCAACGUGUUGUCGUCAUUGUCCGGCGAAGCGUCCCCACCACCACCAGUGGUCAAGGCGACUCCCGUCAACACGGAAUCCCCGGACGGUCACACCCAUGCAACAACUAUUACCACUACAAUCAUCAGCAGCGCUGCUACUACCACAACUACCAGUGGUAGCUCAAGUACUAGCAGCAGCGGGUCUAACGACAUUCCUGAAUGUGCCACGUCUGACGGUGGAGACGGGCUGCACGAGGCUCAUCAUCAUCAUCCGGCGGCGGCGUUUCCGCACCAAAUGCCGCACUUUCUGGAGAGUUCUUCUGACGCAUUUGCGCGACAGGACGCGGUGGGAAUGAGUUUCGCGGCGCCUCAAGACGCGGCGCCUUUAUACCCGUCUCCGUGCCAAGUGUACUCCGGCGGCUUGACGUUCCCGGGCGACUCGUCGGACGGUGUUGCACGAGCGCCGGACGCGGCGGCGGCGGCGGCGGCGGCGGCGAUGACGGGAUUUGAGUACGAUGAGUCGCAGUUGAUGCUCAUGCUGUUGCUGCAGCAGCAGUCCAUGCUGCACCAGCAGCAGCAGCAGCUGCUCGAGGCGCGUCGGUGGGCGGAGGAAGCCGCCGCGGCGGCGCACGCUGCCGCGCCGUGGGCCCAGCCGCAGACCUUUCCCGAAAGCGCGGCAGGUGGCGCGAAGCACGGAUCGUGGGAGUCGCCGCGAUGUGGAGCAGGCAACCAGCGUCGUCGCUUCGGCGAGGAGCUAACGCCGCCGCUCAACGCGGGUGGAAAUAAGGAGGCGAAUCUACAAGAACUGCUGGGCAACACACUGCGCGAUCCAUCAUCAGAGAGCAAGCAGCUGCAGGUCAAGAUACAACAGCACGAGCAACUGCAGCACCACAGCAUGUACUACCUGCAGCACUUGCUCUCUGGACAGAACGCCUUGGGAGUAUCCCCACGCCCUGCCACAUGCACGGACAAGCACCACCACGCCCAAGAGCAGCAGAAGAAGAAUCACCUAUUCGCGCACAGCUCCUCGUCCAGCGCGAUUGGCAAGAAGCUGCUGCGGCUGAUGACGUUACCCGGAGUGCGUCCCUCCAAUCGCUCUACCCUUCCGGGGCAGUCGCGGGCGGAAAUGAGAGAUAGCCCGCAGAGGCGGUUCGGUGGUGGGGGCGCGCUGGCUGCUGUGGAAGCAGCAGCGGCGGCUGCAGCUGCAGCAGCCAAGGCUGGAGGGCGGGCGUCGUUGAAUGGGCAUGGGCGAGGAGGACAUGCACAUGCGCAUGGGAGUGGUAUGCGUGGGCAUGGGCAUGCGCAUUCGCAGCCGCGGCUAUUGGAGAUGACUCCAUCCACGACUCCUCCUCCUUCGGAUGAUGGCAUAACGUACAUGAUCUGA
This is a messenger RNA of Closterium sp. Naga37s-1, 1911 nucleotides long. The record is from the annotation of a GenBank genome assembly. Lineage: Eukaryota; Viridiplantae; Streptophyta; Zygnematophyceae; Desmidiales; Closteriaceae.